AUGGACGGCAAUAAAGAUGAGGCACAAAAAUGCCGUAGACUUGCUGAGAAUUAUCUCAAAGAAGGGAACAAAGAGAGAGCUUUUAAAUUUCUCCAUAAGGCACAGAAGCUUUAUCCAUCGAAAGAAGUUGAAGGUAGGUGAAAUUUGCGCGGAAUUUGGAAUAGAAGAGUGGUGAAAGAACUCAUGAUACGAUGUCGUAACCGGCUAAAAUAUCAUUAUUUUAGUUUACUUUCUUGUACGAGCCGUGAAAUUUACCAAUAACCUUUAAGGAAGAGAGAAAAAUAUGUUAAGUUUGAUUAUUUCAACUCUAUCCAUCAGGAUGUUUGCAAUUUUUUUGCGAUGGUGAUCGUCACUGAACAUUAUUCAGAACAUUGGCAUUACGGAAGCUUACAUGAAGUCCGUUUUUCUCAUGCGAUUAAAGUUGAAGCGACGUUUAGAGUUAUAUCAAGGAAUCAAAAAUGGAGUUACAUACUUUUUAUUUUUCUUUAAGCAUUAACGUUCGGUUAGGACACUGUAGCCGCGACGAUUAGAUGUUUGAAUUUUAUGUUAGAUUCAAGCGUGUAAGUUGUAUUCGGUAAAAUUAGCUGUCAUCGUGAGAAUUGCAUGUUGUCAUCCUCACGCUAUAAGCCUAGGUUUAUUAGAUAAAGGUAAAAUAACAUUUGCGUCACUGAUUUAAGUAUGAGCCGGAGCAGUUUAUUUGUUUAAAGAACUGAGGUUCAGCUUGGUAUGAUAGCCUUUGAUUUGAUGGAUGUAAUGAAUAGAAAAGACAUAUCCUAGUAUGGAUGCUUUGUACAAUAAUGUUAAUACAGUGUUUGAUUUCCUGAUGACCCUGAAAUUAUUGCUGAAGUUUUUUCAAUGGUAAAUAAAUUUUUCUCUGAGAGGUUAUGUGGCGUAUCACACUAUGUUGGAUGAUCACAUUAUGUGAGGAAUAUACUCUGUAACUACAUGUAAUAUUUUGGUUCACAACCUAUUUGAUCAACUGACUAGGAACUUACAAACCUACAGAAACUAUCCCAAAAGGUGUUUGAACUUAUCUGUAUAUUCUAGUGAGUGAGAAACUGUAAAGAAGAGAAAGGCAAUAGACACAUUUGGAGACUAUAAAAUAAUUCUAAAUGAGUCUUACAAAACAGAUGUCAUGUCAUUGUUGUCGUCAGCUACAAUCUCUUUUUUAAUACUUUGUUUAAAAAAAUUAAGUAAUGUAAAUUAGUACUUGUCCAUCUGCACAAUUUUUGUGUUUCCUAUGAGAUAGUUAAGUGCAAGUGUUAUCAAGCAUUAGGUUCCCUGUGAUGGAAUAUCCAAUGACUUUUGUGCUGGUUACAAAAAUAGCAUUUGUAUCCAUUUUCCAGAUUUAAUUGAAAGUUUGUCAAAGAAUGGUAUGUCAACUGGAGCCAAACAUCAGACCAGGGAUGAGAAUCUACGUCACAGAACAGCAAAUGGUAGUGCCACUCAUAGUGCUCCAGAGGAGAAAAAUUAUACACCAGAACAGGCGGAGGCUGUCAAAAAGUAGGUUUUUCUUUUAUUCAAUUGCAUAUAGUUAUACAACUGUGCUUUAGUCUGAAAUGAAAGCAGUUCAAAAAUAUUUCAAAGUAUAGCAAUUUGAUUUGUUUCCUAUUAUGUUCUAGGUUAUGAACUUAAUUAUUUUAUUGCAGUGAAGAUGAAAUCUACUGAUACUCUCCUUUUUUUUUGGAAGAAAUAUUGGUACAUGUACUUUUAUUGGGGGGAUUAAUGGGGGUCUUAAAACAAGCUGCUGACCAUCUGAGUUCUGCUAGCUGCUUGAUAGCAUGUUGCUGGUUACUCUGGUCAAAAUAAUUCCCUUUUGGCCCUCCCUUAAUGAGCUUUCCACAGUUACCUUCUUUUCAGAGUCUGAUGCCUUCUUCAGAACAUUUUGAAACCCCUGGGACUAUGGGAAUGUACUUCACAGGGGAGGGGGCAGGAGUUUCCUUUUGCAUUUGUGCUUAAGGAUAAGAUUUUGAAAUAACACCAUGGGGGUUGAACUACAUGCUUAGUUUUCAUUAUUUAGUAUGAUUAUUAUGUUGUGCUUUUGCGGCAUUUCUUAGGAUUAAAAAGUGUAAAGAUUACUAUGAAAUCUUGGGAGUUAAUAAGGAAGCAACAGAACCUGAGUUAAAGAAAGCUUACAAGAAGCUUGCACUGCAGUUUCACCCAGACAAGAAUAGGGCACCAGGGGCAUCUGAGGCAUUUAAAGGUUUGCUCACUGAUUGAUUUAUGCCUUUUUGAUUUAUCCGUUUAUUAACUAGCAUUUCCUUUUUAAGCACAAUUGUUGUAUUAGUUUUCAUUGCCAUGCCAUAUACAUGCAGAUUUAGUCAACAGUGCAUGCAGGCUGCAUUCUGAUGGAAACCAACAAAUCUUAGGAAUACAAAUUUCAGAACAGUGACUUUUAAUUCAACUCCCACAAAAACAGAAAUAUGCACACUCGUUGCAGUAUAACAAACUGAACGACUAACAAUUAUAGUCUAUGCUUUGCAGGAGUUGAUGAGCAAGAGUUUUUAUUUGUCUUGAUUUUUCUCUUGAAACACAGCUAUAGGCAAUGCUUUUGCAGUCCUCUCAGAUCCCGAGAAAAGAAGGAGAUAUGAUCAAUAUGGUGAUGAGAAUCCUCAGCCACAGAUUUACAGGAAUCACAAUGAUUAUUCCCGAGGAUUUGAAGGUUAGUGUUGCUGAUCAAGGCCACAGUUACUCAAAAGUGGGACACACCAAAUGUACCUUGACACUAUAACUUGUAUUUAGUAUAUGAUCUUAAUGUAUAGCCUUAUUUUCUGAAGAAAUGUUUUUCUUAUCACGAAUAAAUGUAUGUUAAUCAGUUAACAUUAUUGCUACCGUGAAUUUUACAUUAUACGUGCUGGAAAAUUAAAGCAAAAAUGUAUUUGUACAUACAUUUAUGAUUUUGUGACCAUACUAAUACAGUUCUCAGGCCAGCGGUCCCUUGUGUUCCAUGCAUAGUUGUAAUGUUACUUGAAUGUGGUUGGGAUGUGAAUGUAACAUGGUACAUGAUCUCAGUUGGUGUUGGUGCACAAAAGCAUUGGAUGUUAUAUGUAUUUUUUUGUUAUAGCUGAUAUUACUCCAGAAGAAUUAUUCAACAUGUUCUUUGGUGGGUUUGGUGGAAUUUCUGGAGGUAAGAAAAAAAAUGUUUCUUUAAUCAAGUAAAUUGAGAAGAGUUUCAUGUGUGUCUCUUUGAGAGACACAGCAGUUAACCCUUUAACUCCUAGAUAAAAUUUGUGAUUCUCCUUACUGUCAGCCAUACAAUUCUCAUAAUGUUAGUUCAGAGAAUUUAGUAUUGGAUCUGCUAAUUAUCUCCAAAAUGAUAUUUUCUUUAUUCUCAUCACUUAUCUGGUUGAUAUUGUAUUGAUAUUGUAAGGAGAAAUUCUGUCUUGGUCACUCAUGGAAGUUAAAGGGUCAAUUAAGUGUUCUAAGUGUUCUCUGUUUUGACAGUGCCAGGCUAGUCUUGUUCUAGGCCUUUGUGUUGUAUUCACUGGCAGAUGUGCUCUGAGUCCUGACUAUUUGGUUUUCAUGACAAGAAAGAGAAAAAAAUAGGCUACAAAAUUUGGAGUAAAAUUAUGACCAAAAUGGACACAUAAAUUCUGAAAGCUUUAGUACUUUAUUUAGGAUUUAAGGUAGACAAUCAUAGAUUGGAUUUUUAGAGCUUAGUGGCUGUGGAGAGGGUUUAAGACCUUAGGGAAACAUAUUUUGAAUCAUUUUAUUUUUUAUGUCUUUUUGAGUCAAUGGAGAAUUGUAAAUAGACCUUGAAUUGUUUGUGAAGGUAGUCUAAAACCUAAUAGUCAAGGGGAAUCCAAAAAGGAUGUGAUCUUGGUUAAAGGAUGGUGAAGUUCAGGCCUUGUUAGGCAAACAAGGGAAAAGCUGCUUCAACAGGUUUUUUUGUCUCACAUUCAGGUCGUGUAUUUAUGCAGAGAAGACAUAAUCAUGGUAGGCGCCACAGGCCUCAGCAAUUUCAUGAAGAGGAAGAAAAUGAGCCUGUAAGUCAAUGUACAGAGAUCCAAAGGUAGAAAAAAAUCGAAACACUUUCUAACUCAACAUCAAAUUCUUUUUCUUUUCCUCUUUCAGCCGUUGUUGCACUCGUUAUUGCAGUUUAUGCCAAUCUUGUUAUUAGUAGGAUUAUCACUGAUGAGUAGCUUCAUGUUACAAGACCCACCUUAUUCGUUAUCUAGAACAGGGUAAGUGCACAUUCCUGAGUUGCGUGACUGGAUACUUGUCACUAUGAUAGUAACUGUAUCUGAUUGGGAAAAGACGGUGAACCAUUCAUAGCCCGACACGGCACCACAUGGCCAUACAACACAGCUAGAAAAUACCUUACUUAGCCUCGUUUAGUCCUACGGCGAACAGCCCCUCAAAGCUGUGGAAUCAAGAUUGUCCAGGAUGCACGAACACGCACUUUUGUUUUGAUAUUUACUUUGCCUUUGAAGUUUUAGUUACAGUGACUAUGCACAGUCAUGCAUUUAUAUAUGAAUUAAAAUUGGAAGUUGUUUAGAAAGAGUAACCUCUUCUGUUAAGAACUCACUAGGUCCUUUGAAUGACAAUCAUGACUUGGUUACAGGGAAGCUUACAAUAUCGUACUUUCUCUUUAAGAAAAAAAAUGUAUGAUGAAUUCCUCAGUAUCACAAAAGUACUCCUUGCGGUUAUAGCAGUUUUGAAUAAUAACAAUUUUUCCUUUAAUUAACAAAUACAAUUAACGAUCGAUAUUUCAUUUUGCAGUUCCUAUUAUAUUCGAAGAGAAACACCCAAACGCAAGAUUCCCUUCUAUGUUCAGGUAUGUUACUCUAUCUAAUGAUUUAAUUGUUUGUUGAUUUUAAAAUGUUAUAUAAAAAGCUGUUUGUGCAGCACUUUAUCCUUGCUUCAAAUUAUGUUUAUUUCCUUCAAACACUGAUCACUAUGCUGAAAUGCAUAAUGAACCAACCGUGAAAUUUCGCCACGUCGCACGCUGUACAGGUUUUCAGAAACGCACCAAUCAACUUGAAUUUCUUUAUUCGAAAGCAAAGCAAUAUCGUAAAGCAAUUUAUCAACAACCAGUGGAAGGGACAGAGAUGCGUAGGUCAAUACGCGCGUACCUAUACGGCAACGUAAUUGACGUACAUUGUACAUUCUAGCGGUACAGCAUUUUGGGAACAACCCGUUCCGCAGCUGAGUGUAACAGUGUUUUCUGACUUUUAUUUUCUACACCAUACAGGAAGGAUUCGAAGAUCAAUACGAAAAUAAAAUUCAUAUGAUAGAAAAAAGAGUGGAAGAUGACUACAUAGGCCGACUCCAGUCCCAGUGCUACAGAGAGAGACAAUACAGUAAGUAUAGACGUAAUCUGCAGUGAUCACUGUGAUCAAUAAUCAUUAUGGGGCGUUCAUUGGCUAUUAAAUUGAAUGCAAAUGCUGGGCUAUCGUAAAGCGACCUUUCCGAAUAGACGUUGAAAAUUGCCUCGAGUUUUAAUCUUUUGAUCGACAUUUUGAGGUGCCUGCUUUCUGUUUUCCUCAAGCGAAAUUCGCUGUUACUUUGUCCUUGAGUAUUUUACUGUUAGUUCAGUUUCAUGUAUUGUUGCAUCACUGCACAAAGCUGUUUUCAAGUUUUCAUUUGCGUAUGUUUUCGAGAAUACUUUCAUUUGAAUGCCGUAGUUACCACUCGUAAGUAAGAGGAAUCAUCAGAAAAGACUAUUGGGUAACCAGUGUUACACACUGAAACGGGAGUAAUCAUGUUGCGAUUGGGUUAAGUAAGUGCGUUACUUUGUGUCAGGAAUUUGCGCGAGAUUUCGAGAUCAGUUGAUUUCUGAAAUAUCACGCAAUCUCCUCCACAGAGCAUUACAUGGCGAACUCAUUUACGGCUUUUGUGAAAGCUUUGUGUCAUAGAGCGCUCACUUUCACUCUGAAUUAUCACCGAGAAACCUAAAUUGGAUCUUUCUACAAAUAGGCUGAAAAGUUGUUAACACCUUCACUUGAUUUCAGAGUAAAAGAAAAUAUUCCUGUUUGCUUCGGAAAUUGAAAUCCAUCAAGUACGUGCUUCGGGUUUUGCGAUAAAAUUAUAAUUCAAAGACAUUUUGUCCGGUUCCCGACUGGCUUUGUCCAUUAGCUUUACUCUGUGUAUCUUAUCUCAGCGGACAUUAAUUCACCCCCGUGGAUUUAAUUUCUAAACAACGCGAUUUUCUUUGUAAUCGGGCUCAAAAAACUGCAAAAAUGAACUCAGCUUGACUUCACUGGCGUUUGUUUUUUUGAUCUGCGUCUCCUCAGAAGAAUCAGUUUGCUUUAGAGAUACAUUAUACAUUGCCCCCGUUUUUCAUUGAAAUAUUUUUUCCGAUGCCGAAGGAAGAUUAUUUCCGCUUUCAUGAAAGGUUCUUCGCCACAGGUGCAGAUUCAUGAGAGUUUUCCUCUUUCUUUAUAUACCACUUUUGAUAUGCCCUAAAUCAAAGUUAUUUAGAUUAUCUUUCACAGAAAUCCAUUGAUCAUUUGCUGUAUUUGCUCCUCGUUUUAUCGUAUUUACUUCUGUUUUCAUUUCUGUUUGCAAAUUACAUUUUUCUUUGCCACACUUCUGUACAAAUUUUGUUUUUGUUUGACUUUCAUGGGUAAAACUAAUUAGACAGCGUCGUGUGCCCAUUAAAUGUUAUUGUCAUUUUUACAUUAUCGUUUUUUUCAGUGCAUAAUCGCACAUUUUAAAGUGAAAAUUUGACAAUUUUUCCCUCGACGUUUUUUUUCGCUCAAAGGCGCUAAUGGGCUGGCCUUUGGAACUAACACACACAAACAAAUUUCCUUCUUCAACAAAUUUUAUGAAACACGUAGUUCCUUGUCGCCAUUUCAAGGCAAGAUUACCAACAAUUAUAAUCCAUCAUCAAAGAAGCAAAUCCAGUUAAGUGACUUCUCCGCUAGGACAUCGUUUCGUGCAACCUUGUUUUCACAGAAUCGCGCAUUUUGCUUUCCCUUUCUUGGUCGAUUUUGCUAUGGCGGCUCUCACUGCUUCAUCCAGCACCUCCAUGUAACCUCUUUGUUUCAGUGCAGAACAUUCGAUGUACUUUAUAGCCCCAAUUUUUUUCGCCAUUUUCUUGGCUUCCUUGUGAGUGACUUGCCCGGUUGGGCGCUGGCUGCUGUCGCCUUUCCCGCGCUUUUUACUCUCUGUAGCAUCGCGGAGAUCCAACUUCGUCCCGAUAAGAACGAUGGGAGUUCGUGGAGCCAGUUGCUUGACCUCCUUGAACCAUCUUGUCUCGGCAUUGCGAAACGAUUCUAAAUCGGCGAUAGAAAAACACACGCAAAACACAUCAGUGCCAGGAUAGUUCUGUUGUCUAGCGCUAUCUUUACCCUCAUGGCAUUCCGUAUCCCAGAGCUCUAGUUGAUAAAUUUUGCCGUUGACGUCCAUGUUGGCAAUGUAGGCGCUAGUGAACGAUUCUACCUGUUUUCGCGACAGUGUAUUUGAACUGUAACACAGCUGCAGGAGUAAACAUGUCUUCCCGAUGCCGUUGUCGCCGAGGAAAACACAUUUAACCUUUCUUUCGAUGUCUGUGGCUUUGUCAGUAACGACUGUAACUCCCUCGACCAUAUUUUCAAUUCGCGAAGAUGGCACCUCGUCGGUUUUCGCUCACAGAAAAUCCGGAAAUUUCGUCAGAGUUUCACUAUCGGUUUCGUCGCGAGCGAUGAUUGACAAGCCGCAAAUAUCCUUGAGCCGUGUCAAAUAUCAACCGGCGAGUGAUUUUCGACCUUUUUGUCGCUAUGUCGUGUUGUUAUUUGGAUGAAAUUUUGGAUUUUAUACUCUUCAUAAUCAAGGAAAUGAAUGAAGACCGCACAGUAGUCUGAGCAGAAAUCACACUGGCUCUCGCGUUCGGAUUAUUUGUAAACAUUGUGUGAUAUGUGAUGACGUUGCGUCGCUAUUAGCAUAUGCUUCGGACUGACAAGCAGUGGAAAUAAUUAAUAUCAAGAAAAUGCCUCCCAUUUAAUUGUUCGUGUUGUAUUUCUAUGUCAAAAAUUUGGAUUUAUAUUCAACUCAGAACAUUUAGACAAUUUUACAGCUUUCUGCUUGUGACAGAAAAAUAUUUAAAAAUCUCGGCUUUGAAUUAUUAAUAAUCGCGAUUGUAUGUGUGAUUUUAAAUAUUUGCUCUAGUCUCGGCGACUUAUUUCCAUUUUGUUCCAUGAGCAUGUUAUUUUUGGUAAAGUUACGUUUGCCAAAAGCAUUCCAAUAAUUCGGAUCGUUUUCAUUUCAUCAGUGCAGUAUAUUUACUUUUGAAUAAAAAAAAUCAUUCGGGUUAUUAUUCUCAAUGUUCCACUUUGUAUUCAGCUCUGCAGGAUUCCCCUUGUGUCCGUAUAAAUAAAAAUUCUUCUUAGAUCUCUGUAGCGUUAUUUGGCGAAUUUUGGAUUUUGCCAGACAACAUGUUUUUCGGAAUAUAGCGAUGUCCUCGCGUGUGAGGCAUGUUUGCUUCUCUACAAACACUGUGCAGUAACGUUGUAUCUCGAUGAUGCUGUAUAGACCGCGAUUGAUGAAAGCUCUUCGAUACGGCUCUCUUGCCGUUGUUUUAUCAUUGAAAUAUCUUUCAAUUUAAAGUUUUGUCAAUUUGAAAAUGAACGUAAACAAGCUCGAAUGUAUCUCGCCCGAAACCAAUAUAAUGAUAUUUAAAGCUUAAAAGAUUUGCAUAUUUUCCUUUUCUUUCCACCAGUAGACAAUUUCCUUUGUUACUGAUCGCUUUGUGAGCAAAUAACAGGAUUUAGUGGUUUCGUGUAGUGGUAUCAGAAGUUUAUCCAAUGAAUUUAUUCCGGAUUUAGCGAACUUAAACUGUUAUUUUUUUUCUUCCUUGAUAUUUAUAUCCCCGGAUUAAUAUACAUAAACUCAACCGGAAGCAGUCAAAAAUUUCUGCCCUCGGCCUUCACUCUUUUUGGCAAACGGAAACGCAAGCGCGUAAAAAGUUGGGGUAGCUUUCGUGAUCUCAUUUUAUUCAGCACAAUGUCAUUUAGAUUCAAGAUUUGCAUUUUCAUUAUUGUUUUGUACCGUAAAUGGAAGGAUAAUUUACGAAUUGUUUAACAAAAAACGAAUAUUUAACAAUGAGCCACCUGACUUCGUUCAUUCAAAUUCCUUUUCCUGAUGAUCAGCUUACAUCGUAAGCAGACAAAGUAAGGGGCGCUGUACUGCGAAACGGUCAAUCUCAGCUGAAAUGUUGGCGGAAAAUACUCGUAAAUUCUUCGAUUCAUAACUUUUGACCCCUAAAUCCACCCUGUGAUAGUCAAACAAGUAUGGUUUACUUACCUUUAGCUUUCCAUGUUAUCUCUAGUGAUUUGGUGGGUUUUUAUUCCCGACCCACCCGAGCCACCCUACCCACCCUACCCCCCCCUUCCCCCCUCUCUUUCUCUUCACUGACGCUCCUCAAGAUAUAAGAGAGAAAGUUGAUUUUCCCAGCGGAAAGGACACUUAUCAAAGAACUUCAAAAACUUGCUUAUAGAGUGAGAGAGAAGGAAAGGGAAGCCGAUUUGUGCUCUUCAUACCGUCCAAGCUUGCGAGCAAGCUCUUGUUAUAAACGUUUCAGUGCGAGCAUUUCCUCGACCGCGAAUAAUUUUAAGGCCUUAAUUAAGCAAUGCUUCCUGGCGAGAGGUUAAUUUAGUAAUUUAGUACCUGGAGAAAGGUUCGGUAGUCAUUAUUAGUGCCAGGCCCCUCGCAGGCCUCUCCCCGGCUCGCUUUGUUCAUGGCCUUAACCUUCAAACCCCUAAGAGUGACUAACAUCUAAUUUCUCCAUACAACAUCACCCCUGAAUCACACAUCAAGGUCGUGAAGGUCGUUAGCACCUCAGGAAAUGUAUAGAGAACAGGAAGGAGAAAAUACAUGCUGAUGAUAGCAGCACUGAUCAUGAGUACCUGCUCACAGGCUACACUGUCCCGACAGAUUUUGUCCGGCCGGGAGUGAAAAUCUUUCAUCAAGUUUCUAACACAGGUUAUAUUCUUUUCUUCCUUUCGCAGGAGAAGAAGUGCGAGCUCGUGCCCGUUUUUGGCGAGAUCAAGCUCUACUGAAUCGAGCAAAUGACAUGCAGAUGAAAUCGUGUGAAGCACUGGAAAAAAUUGCCGCUGAGGGUUGAUGCAGUCGCUGAAAUGAAAAUGUUAAUGUUUGUCAUGCCAGGAUCAAAAUUGAAUCUAACUUAAGGAAACGGUACUUUUUAAAUGUUGAAAUUAGUAUCCUGUAAAGGCUGCGUUCACACGUGGUGCCUGAAAACCUUUGUCGGGCGUUUACACCAACCGCCGAUGAGGUCGUAAUCGGCUGUUGUGUUUGGGCACAUGGUGUUUUUCUACAGCCUGUGACGUGAAAGAAAAUAGUCCAGUUUUAGUUUGCUUUCCAUGCAAAAAAUCAUUAUGUUAGUCGCGGGACGGCAUUUUCACCGACGUCAGUUCAUAGAUUUUUAAUUAUGUGCAGAAUAAAUGUAUAAGUUGAACCAGCAGUAUCAGGGAACAGGGAAGACAUAGCUAGGAAUUUUUUAGAGAGGAGAAAAGGGGGGGGGUGGUGGGGAAGAGAGAAAAUUCCGCAUUUCUGCGUGAGCCACGUGAAUUAGCUAAUACCGCUGUUCAGUCUUGCAAAGAAUGAACAGCGAGAGGGGGUGGAAGUGAACCAACCCGAAGCUACGCCCCUGGGGCAAAAACGUACGCGAGUGUUAUCAACGGAUCACUACAUAUUGAGGUUCUUGAUACUCUGCAUAAAUUUUGACCCCGUCUUUCCCAAUAAAUUCCGUAGCGUACAGAAAGAUUAGCUGAAAACCAAACCAAUUAGUCCCUUUAUGUUCAGACAACUGGGACGACCGCGAUCGGCUAGAUAGAAUUGAGUUUAUGUUUCGGCCAGGUUUGACAGAUACCGACUGAGAAACUCCUCCAUGCGAUUCUUAAAAAAAGAAAAAUAGAUUUUUCUCUACUUCAUGUAAAUUUUUUCACCCUUUUGUUCAACUGCUGCCUAUUAUCUUUUACCUUGUGGUAUUUGUGAAUUUGAACUAGCCAGAUUAUUCUAAUCACUUGGUAAGUCUCUUGUCUAUCUAUAUUAUUUAAUCAUGUCGUUACAGUUAUAAACUGAGAAAAAAAAAUUUUUUUACCUGUAGUCUGGUUCUCCUCUGUUAUUUAACUUGCUCUACACAAAAUGGGAGUGAGCGCAGCCCUGAGCCCGCCAUCUCUUCCGCUUCGUGUCAAGUUUUUGGUUGCUAAAUGGCAUGAAAAUUGAGUUAUAUUAAGCUGAAAAUUGGUGACAUUGUACAACCCCUCUCAAAACGUUAAGACUAACAUAAAAAUACCCGGAUCAAAUAAUUGUUCGUAAGUUAAUGCAAUUGUAAGUAAUUGUGCUUCCGUCAAAGCGACAAGACUUUUCUAGCCUGUUUCACUCACUUUGGUCCGUGUCAAACGAAAUCGUCCAGCACGGGCACUACAGGCCUAAUCGAGAUGUAUAUCCUUAGCUACAUGUAUUACAAUUAAUGGAACUCACGGAUAAGCUGGAGGCUUCAAGCAUACGACCUUUGUUCCGGCCGAAAAAGUUCGCCCGUCAUUCCUAGAUAAUGCUUUAAGAGUUUUAUCAAGCUGAAUUUAGCGG
Pocillopora meandrina is the source of this 11529-nucleotide messenger RNA. The record is from the annotation of a GenBank genome assembly. NCBI's taxonomy places the organism in Eukaryota, Metazoa, Cnidaria, Anthozoa, Scleractinia, Pocilloporidae.